Molecule: messenger RNA, 867 nt
Organism: Periophthalmus magnuspinnatus
Lineage: Eukaryota; Metazoa; Chordata; Actinopteri; Gobiiformes; Gobiidae
Product: proteinase-activated receptor 3-like
Exons: 1
Coding region: 1-867 (288 amino acids)
Biological process (GO): positive regulation of Rho protein signal transduction; phospholipase C-activating G protein-coupled receptor signaling pathway
Cellular component (GO): membrane
Molecular function (GO): G protein-coupled receptor activity
Source: RefSeq, a predicted model, not a curated record
AUGCCAGAGUUUUUUUACUUGCAAAAUUCCUCCGUCAACAUCAGUACUCUGGAUGGCCUUUUCGCUGGCCACUGUGAGGACUUGAUCACCGGUAUCCUGGUCUGGGCCAUCUUCUCUACACUCUUCUCAGUCCUGGGCUGUCCCGCCUGUGUCGCUGUCCUGUGGGAGCUUUUCCAGAGAUACAAAGCAGGUACCCCUUUCACUCCAAAUGACAUCUUUAUGCUCAAUCUUACUUGCAUGGACUUGGUUUUCUUGUUUUUCAUCCCAAGUGGCUGUUUUAACUACCUUCUCUGGCACAUUGAUGUAAUACAAAUGUUCACUGACUUUGUGUGCUCCCUUAAUCUGGCUGGGCGGCCUCUUCUGACUGCCUGUAUCUGUAUUGACUGCUAUCUGGCUGUGGUCCAUCCAGUCUUCUAUAGAGCAAAUAAAAGCCCUACUUCACGCCUGCUCAUGUGCGCUGUAGUAUGGACCAUAACUCUCAUACAAGGCACACUGUCCACCAUCAUUGAUGAGUUCUUCCAUAGCCCCUGGGCCAUGUUUAUCUACGUCAUAGCGCUUCCCAUUAUAACCACAUGCAACAUCUUUAUCCUCUGUGCACUCAAGUCCACGUUCCCAGGCCAGACAGACCUUCACCCCAAGAAGAAAAAGGCUCUACAGAUCAUUACCAAUAGUAUGGUGAUGACUUUUGUUGCCUAUGUGCCUCCUGUUUUGGGAUACAUCCUGGGUGGUUUCCUUACCACUGAUGACCAUGAGUAUGAGUGCUUUGUGGCCAUACCUAUCCUCAUAGCUCCAGCAGCAGGGAGCGCCAUGAUGCCUGUGCUGUAUUUGGGGAACCUGGGUAAACUGGGAAGGCUGUGUAAUAAUUAA